This is a messenger RNA of Dalotia coriaria, 13312 nucleotides long. It is a transcript of the gene Nipped-A, whose product is annotated as Transcription-associated protein Nipped-A. The record is from RefSeq and is a predicted model, not a curated record. Lineage: Eukaryota; Metazoa; Arthropoda; Insecta; Coleoptera; Staphylinidae. Gene Ontology annotation, biological process: regulation of DNA-templated transcription; DNA repair. Gene Ontology annotation, cellular component: SAGA complex; nucleus; NuA4 histone acetyltransferase complex. Gene Ontology annotation, molecular function: protein binding.
ACCUGGAUUUACACCAGAAAAACACACACGGCGUAACUACCGAUUGUUUUUAAUCAUAAAACCACUUUAAAUCGUGUAAUUGCAUUGAUUUCCACCCCUAAUACCUUAAAACAAGUGCCCCAAUAAAGAAUAACUACUAUUAUGUGUGAAAUUGUGUGCGCGGAGGCUUCCACACACCAAACAAUGAAUUAAACCUCAAAAAGAAUCAAAUAAUACCUAAAAAUGCUAGCUGCAUCAACAAGCAUGGCCCCGGCAGGGGUCGGAGACGCCACAACUGCACAAACAACACAAAUGAACAAGUUCCGCAGCUAUGUCAACAUGUUAGUCGAUCCUGGAGUCAAAGAUGAUAUAAAACUCAAAGCCACACAGGAAAUCAGCGAAAAUUUCGAGAAAAUCCUAUCAUCAACUUUAUAUCCAAGUUUCCUCGAUCAUUCAAUGAAAAUCUUCCUGAAGAUCCUCCAGGAAGGCGAGCCGCAUUUCAUCGCCGAAUACAACAUCCAACAAGUGCGUAAACUAAUCCUUGAAAUCCUCCAUCGCUUACCACCCAAUGAAUCACUUAAACCCUACUUUAAAUCCAUGCUAUCCUUAACAUUCAAACUCCUCAAGAUAGACAACGAAGAAAACGUCUUAGUCUGCUUGAAAAUCAUCAUUGAACUACACAAACAAUAUCGCCCUACAUUCAACGCGGAAAUCCAAGACUUUCUGCAAUUCGUCAAGUCAAUCUACUCCGAUUUACCGUCACAUAUGAGUAAAAUCUUCGAACCGCGUCAACCAAUCAAAGUAAAAGAUUUAUCCAAACUCAACAUCGAAGAGUUACUACAGGAAACCUUCACCAUAACCACAAUACAGACGGAAAUGCGUAACAAGGAAGGCACAGUUGUCAGUUACAACCUGAUACCCAAAGCAGUUUUGUCUUUAAAAGUCAUACAGGAACUCCCGAUUAUUGUCGUGCUUAUGUAUCAGUUGUAUAAACAAUCCGUGGAUCAAGACGUGUCGGAUUUCAUCCCGCUGAUCAUGAAGACGAUUGUUCUGCAACCCUCACCACAGCAGCGACUCUCAGAUACAUUCAACAAAGAGAUUUUCGUUGAUUUCAUGGGCGCGCAGAUAAAAUCACUGAGUUUUCUUGCUUAUAUUAUUAAAAUCUACCAGGAGGUUGUCUCCUGUCAUAGUAAAAUGUUAGUUCAGGGUAUGUUGGGGUUACUGACCUUGUGUCCAAUGGAGGUUGCGCAUUUACGAAGAGAAUUGUUGAUUGCAUCCAGGCAUAUUCUAGCGACAGAGUUACGAAAUAAAUUUGUUCCGCAUAUGGAACGCCUCUUUGACGAGGAAGUACUCCUUGGUCGUGGUUGGACAACGCACGAAUCACUCCGCCCAUUGGCUUAUUCAACACUCGCUGAUUUAGUGCAUCACGUACGUCAACAGUUAACAAUGGCGGACAUCGCACGUGCAGUGCAUCUGUUCAGUAAGAACGUGCAUGAUGAUUCAUUGGCGACGACAAUACAAACCAUGUCGUGUAAGUUAUUACUUAACCUCGUUGAAUGUAUCAAGAAACGUGUGGAGAUUGAAACCAGCACGGAAGGGCGUGGGUUACUCAUGCGUAUGUUGGAGGUAUUCGUGUUGAAAUUCAAAACUAUCGCGAAGAUACAACUACCGAAGAUGACAGAUAAGUGUAAAAUGGCCACCACUGGUGGUGGUGGUAGUGGUGCAACAGCGCCAUCUACAAUGAUGAGUGAUAAUGUUGCAACUACACCUACGAUUAAAUUAGAGGAAGGUGUAGCGAUUAAAACAGAAAAAGGUAUUGUUGAUUCCCUGGAAGGGUUGGGAGGAGCACCUAAAGAAGAAAAAUCCAAGUUUGGAUUCCCGCAACCCACGAAUUAUAACGUGACAGAGUAUCGGAGUUUGGUUAAGACUUUGGUGUGUGGUGUGAAGACUAUCACAUGGGGUGUAGCAUCAUGUAAACCUAGCCUCAAACAUUUUCAACCGCAUGAGACGCUUGUGUUUAUUCGAUUGGUAAAAUGGGCGUUGAAAGCGUUGGAUAUUUAUACUUUACAAGUUGGACAGCCAAUUGCAGGACCACAGAGGGUUACACAGCAGAGUGUGCGUAAUAAGGAAGAAAAAGAGGUUUUGGAGCAUUUUAGUAGUGUGUUUUCAAUGAUGCAUGCCCAAACCUUCCAUGAAAUCUUCAGCACAACCAUUGAAUACGUCGUCGAGCGCGUCUACAAAAACUCCACACUUCAAACAGUACCUAACACCCUCCUAGCCAAUCCAACAACAUCACCAAUCUUCGCGACAGUAUUAGUCGAGUAUCUCCUCGAGCGUAUGGAAGAAAUGGGCUCGAAUCAAGACCGCAGUAAUCUCUACCUGAAACUCUUCAAACUCGUCUUUGGCUCCGUCAGCCUCUUCCCGCAAGAAAACGAAAAAAUGCUCCGACCCCACCUGCAUCAAAUCGUCAACAGAUCCAUGGAGUUAGCAAUGAGUGCAAAAGACCCAUUCAACUAUUUCCUACUCCUUCGAGCAUUAUUCCGAUCAAUAGGAGGGGGAAGCCAUGAUUUACUCUAUCAAGAAUUCCUACCAUUACUUCCAAACCUCCUUGAAGGUUUAAACCGGCUACAGAGCGGUCUACACAAACAACACAUGAAAGAUUUAUUCGUUGAGCUGUGUUUGACUGUGCCUGUCCGUCUGAGUUCACUAUUACCUUAUCUACCGAUGUUGAUGGACCCGCUGGUGAGUGCCCUGAAUGGCUCGCAUGUUUUAAUAUCACAAGGAUUGAGAACACUGGAGUUAUGCGUGGAUAAUCUACAGCAUGACUUUUUAUACGAACAUAUUCAGCCUGUACGCGCGGAUUUAAUGCAGGCAUUAUGGCGGACACUGCGGAAUCAUGACCAUGGCCAUGUUUCAACGUUAACAAUGGCGGACAUCGCACGUGCAGUGCAUCUGUUCAGUAAGAACGUGCAUGAUGAUUCAUUGGCGACGACAAUACAAACCAUGUCGUGUAAGUUAUUACUUAACCUCGUUGAAUGUAUCAAGAAACGUGUGGAGAUUGAAACCAGCACGGAAGGGCGUGGGUUACUCAUGCGUAUGUUGGAGGUAUUCGUGUUGAAAUUCAAAACUAUCGCGAAGAUACAACUACCGAAGAUGACAGAUAAGUGUAAAAUGGCCACCACUGGUGGUGGUGGUAGUGGUGCAACAGCGCCAUCUACAAUGAUGAGUGAUAAUGUUGCAACUACACCUACGAUUAAAUUAGAGGAAGGUGUAGCGAUUAAAACAGAAAAAGGUAUUGUUGAUUCCCUGGAAGGGUUGGGAGGAGCACCUAAAGAAGAAAAAUCCAAGUUUGGAUUCCCGCAACCCACGAAUUAUAACGUGACAGAGUAUCGGAGUUUGGUUAAGACUUUGGUGUGUGGUGUGAAGACUAUCACAUGGGGUGUAGCGUCGUGUAAACCUAGCCUCAAACAUUUUCAACCGCAUGAGACGCUUGUGUUUAUUCGGUUGGUAAAAUGGGCGUUGAAGGCGUUGGAUAUUUAUACUCUGCAAGUUGGGCAGCCUAUUGCAGGACCACAGAGGGUUACACAGCAGAGUGUACGUAAUAAGGAAGAAAAAGAAGUUUUGGAGCAUUUUAGUAGUGUGUUUUCAAUGAUGCAUGCCCAAACCUUCCAUGAAAUCUUCAGCACAACCAUUGAAUACGUCGUCGAGCGUGUCUACAAAAACUCCACACUCCAAACCGUGCCUAACACCCUCCUAGCAAAUCCAACAACAUCCCCAAUCUUCGCGACAGUAUUAGUCGAGUAUCUCCUCGAGCGUAUGGAGGAAAUGGGCUCGAAUCAAGACCGCAGCAAUCUCUACCUGAAACUCUUCAAACUCGUCUUUGGAUCCGUCAGCCUCUUCCCGCAAGAAAACGAGAAAAUGCUCCGACCACACCUGCAUCAAAUCGUCAACAGAUCCAUGGAGUUAGCAAUGAGUGCAAAAGACCCAUUCAACUAUUUCCUACUCCUCCGCGCAUUAUUCCGAUCAAUUGGAGGGGGAAGCCAUGAUUUACUCUAUCAAGAAUUCCUACCAUUACUUCCAAACCUCCUCGAAGGUUUAAACCGGCUACAGAGCGGUCUACACAAACAACACAUGAAAGAUUUAUUCGUUGAGCUGUGUUUGACUGUGCCUGUCCGUCUGAGUUCACUAUUACCUUAUCUACCGAUGUUGAUGGACCCACUGGUGAGUGCCCUGAAUGGCUCGCAUGUUUUAAUAUCACAAGGAUUGAGAACGCUGGAGUUAUGCGUGGAUAAUCUACAGCAUGACUUUUUAUACGAACAUAUUCAGCCUGUACGCGCGGAUUUAAUGCAGGCAUUAUGGCGGACACUGCGGAAUCAUGACCAUGGCCAUGUUGCGAUGGUUGCGUUUAAAGUUUUAGGAAAGUUUGGUGGGGGUAAUCGUAAAAUGAUGAUUGAACCGCAAAAGCUUGAAUAUGUACAGAGUGAUUACGAUCCACCUGCAAUUCUCGCACAAUUCCCCGACCAGAAAACUCCACUUGAGUUCCCCGUGGAAAAAGUGAUAGAAACCGCGUUUAAUGCAUUAAAACAAAGCACAACGGAUAGUUUCUAUCGCAAACAAGCGUGGGAAGUGAUUUCUAGUUACCUCACAGCAUCACUAGACCUACAAGAUGAUAAAAAAGUACUUUUAAAUCUAUUCAUGCAUGCUAGUUACCAAGAUGGCGGUAAUAUACCGCCAUUAAAAGGUGACUCUUACAAAUCCGUGUAUACACAAGCCAGGGAAACGCAUAAAACCGCUCUGAUUGGUAUGUUCGUCGCUGUGGCCAUUAAAGAACUCCGAACGACAGUCAUAAGCACACUGGGGAAUAUCGUCAGGCAUUAUACAAUGGUAGCGGUGUCACAACAAUCCGGCGCGUUUGCAACCACACCCAGACCUAAUGAACAAGUAACACUUGAUCCAUUAGUGUUAAUCGACGCACUGGCGGUGAUAAUCGGACAUGAAGAGAAGGAAUUAAUCAAACCUGGACACUUGGCGUUGGUUAUUAUUAUAGAUACAGCGACGGCCAUCUUGGGAUCGCGUGACUUGGCAUGCAGGUUGCCUAUGGUUGAGUACAUCGCUGAGAAAAUGUGUGCGUUGUGUUACGAACGCGCAUGGUACGCUAAACUCGGCGGAUGUCAUGCAAUUGGAUUCUUGAUAGGUAAAUGUGCAUUGCGAUGGGUGUACGCACACAUGUUCACAUUCCUCAAGGCUUUACUAUUCGUCAUGAUGGAUUUAACCGGGGAGGUAUCCAGCGGUGCGUUGGAUCAAGCGAAGAAUAAUCUAGAAAAAAUGAUUACUGUCCUCGUAGCGCCUGUGAAAAACGACGGUGAUGAGGUUUAUCAAUCCAAAGCUCUGUGUAAAGUCACUCAUGAGUUGGUGAGGCAAGUUACAAGUCCGCAUACAAUGGUACGUAAUCAAUCCAUGGCUAGUUUGAGACUCCUUGCGGAAAAACAAGGUAAAACCGUCACGGCUGUCAUGGAACCCUUUAGGGAUGUCUUGGCUGAUAUGGUCCCACCGACGAAGCAUUUGUUGAAACACCAACCCGCGAUUGCACAGAUGGGUUUGAUGGAUGGUAAUAUGUUUUGUACGACUUUGACCCCGCGGUUGUUUACCAUUGAUAUGGGUACAAAAGAACACAAGCAGUUUAUCAAUGAUUUGAUCUCGUUGUGUGAGACUGAGGAUAAUCGCCUGGUGAAUUUGUUUUGUUAUAAAACCAUUUCGAAUUUCACGCCGUUGAGGACCAGUGCACUGAGGGUGUUGGCUGCGUGUCAUUAUUUGGAGGAUAAGACACGUAAGGAUAUUUUUAAGGUGUUGUAUAAUACGCUGGAGAAACCGAAUCCGGAGCUGCAGCAGGUGGCGUUUGAUUGUAUGAAGACGUUCAUUGCGGGGUAUCAGGUGAAGAUGGAUAUGGUGCAUGAGACGAUGCGGCCGCUGAUGAAGACGCUGCAGGAUGUGAAGAAUGUCAGCUUGAAUAAUGUGAAGAUGUUGUCGUAUCUCACGCAGCUGUUUCCGAACAUUUUCAAUGAUAUGUUGUGUAAUAAGUUGAUUACGCUGCUGGGGGAGAUUCAGAAGGUUGUUCAGCUGCAAGUUAAAAACGUAACAAAAAAAUCCGAAGAAGAACAAAAGAUCGUCACAAUCCUCACAUUUUUCCACCAAUCUCAAACCGCCUCAGCCGUAUACAUCGAAUCCCUAUGCCACAUGAUCCUCCAAACCGAAGCCAUCCUCCUAAUCGAAGCCAGUUCACCAUUCCGCGAACCUUUGAUGAAAUUCCUCCUACGUUUCUCCGUGGAAACACUAAACAUCUUUACGGAUGACGUGCACAUUCGCGACCAGCAAUAUUCACGCUUUCUAGAGUACAUGCUAAAACACCCUGAUGGCAGACCAUUCAGACAACACAUCCAAGAGAAUAUGGUGGAGAGAUUGAUUACAUUGGCGUUGGCAAACACCUCGCCAACGCCACAUAUGACACAAUUAAGUGCAAGCGAUCGCAAUGAAAUGCAAUAUCAAGCCAUACGAAUAAUUUAUUUAUUGAUACGCAAAGAUGAGCAGUGGUUGAGCACGCGGCAGGAUUUAGUAGAAGCGUUGAAGAUGAUUUGGUGUAAUGACGCGUAUCAAAUCCGGCAUAAAACGGUGGAUACGUUGGAGUACACGCAUUGGAGAGAGCCGAAGAUGUUGGUGAAGAUAUUGCUGCAUUACUUCUGCCAUCAUCCGACGAAUAUUGAUUUGUUGUUUCAAUUGUUACGUGCGUUGUGUGAUAGAUUCAUACCGGAGUUUCAGUUUUUGAAGGAGUUUUUGGAGAAUACCGUGGCGCAGAAUUAUAAAGUGGAAUGGAAGCGACAGGCGUUUUUCCUGUUUGUUGAGCAGUUUAAUUCGCCGGCGAUGUCGCAGGAGUUGAAGGCGAAGGUGCUGCAGUUGGUGAUUAUUCCGUGCUUUGCGGUCAGUUUCGAGCGGGGGGAGACGAAUAAGUUGAUUGGGACCAUGCCGGCGCCGUAUCAGGAUAACCCGGAGAAUAUUGUCUCGGUGUUUAUUAAUAAGCUAAUAGACCCCGAAACAGCCUCACCAUUCGCCGACUGCGUCCGCAUCUCCCUCCUCCAAUGCUCCUGCCUCCUCGUCGAACAAGCCUCCCCACACAUCCACGACCGCAUCAUCAACAAAGCGCAAAGCUUCAAACUGCGCCGCCUCAUGACCUUCGCAUGGCCAUGCCUCCUCGUCAAAAACUGCGUGGACGCCGCCACACGCUACCACGGCCACCUCCUCCUCAGCCACAUCAUCGACAAAUUCGCCAUCCACCGCAAAAUCGUCCUGCAAGUAUUCCACAGCCUCCUGAAAGCCUACGGCCUCGAAGCGCGCAAUGUCGUGCGUCAAGCACUCGAAAUCCUCACACCAUCCGUCCCCUUGAAACUCGAAGAAGGCCACAAGAUGCUCACCCACUGGACAAAGAAGAUCAUCGUCGAUGAAGGCCACUCCAUGCAACAACUCUUCCACAUCCUACAACUCGUUGUGAAACACUACAUGGUAUACUACCCUGUGCGCCACCAUCUUGUCCAGUACAUGGUCAGUUCCAUUCAGAGGUUAGGUUUUAACCUCACAGGAACAUUCGAACACCGCAAACUCGCUGUAGAAUUAUCCGAAGUGAUCAUCAAGUGGGAAUUGCAUGGGAUACGUGAAGAAGUCGACACUGAAAUGGACACAGACAGAAAAAGAAGCCUAAAUGAUCCGAGUGAUACAGACCCAAAUAAAAAACUGGCGUUUGGUGAAGGGGCGACAGCUACAGUCAUCAAAAUGGAACCGAAUGCAUCUAAGCCCAUUGAACGUGUACAAACCGACACAGUAUUGAACUUUCUUUUGAGGUUAGCUUGUCAAGUGAAUGACCAAUCCACACCGACGCCUGCACUGCCCCCUGGGAGCACACCAGCGGAGAUUUUAAGUCGGAGAUGUGUCACUUUAUUAAAGAUGGCGCUGAAGCCGGAAGUAUGGCCGCAGCAGAUUGAAUUAAAACUUGGUUUCUUUGAUAAAAUUCUACUGGGUGUUGAUCAGCCGAAUGCUAAUAUAGCGUCGAUAUGCACCGCAUUGGAAUUGUUGACGUUUUUGUUGACUGUAAUGAAAAAAGAUCAGAUUUUGUUUAAUUUCAAGCCGUUGCAGAGGGGUAUAGGCGCAUGCGUCAGUUCGAAUAAUAAUAAAAUUAUUCGAUUGGUGCAUUCAUUGUUGCAUAAGUUAAUGGAGUUGUUCCCGACCGAGCGUACGAAUUCCAAUAUGAGUUGUCGACAUGAAGAGUUGGAGAUUUUAUAUUCGACUGUUUCUAAGGUUAUAAGUGAUGGUUUGAGUAAUUAUGAUAAGAAUAGUCAGGCGACUACGAGUAGUCUCUACGGCACGAUUAUGAUCCUCAAAGCUGCUUGCAUGAACAAUUAUAGUUAUAUUGACUUGUUGAUUACGUCUUUCAUGAAAGUUUUGUUGAGGAUCGCUAAGGAACAUCUACAACCGACAAAUAAUGACACAUUAAUGAUAACAAGUGAAUUACUCAUCUUGUCUUUGGAUUUGGUGAAGACGCGUGUUGUGGUUAUGUCAAUGGACAUGCGCAAAACAUUCAUCGGGUCUAUAUUGGUGAAUCUGAUAGAAAAAACCACAGAUAUGAAGGUUAUGAAAGCAAUUAUCAAGAUGUUAGAAGAAUGGAUUAAAAAUAAAAACGUGGUUACCCUUUCCCAAGCUCCUAACCUUCGUGAGAAGUCAAUUUUGUUGGUUAAGUUGAUGCAAUACGUCGAGAAACGCUUCCCGGAUGAUUUGGACCUCAACGCGCAGUUCCUGGAACUUAUUAAUUAUGUCUACAAUGAUGAGCAACUAAAACAAACCGAACUAAGCGCUAAACUCGAACCAGCGUUCCUCUCGGGUUUGCGAUGUACGCAACCACACAUACGCGCGAAAUUCUUCAAAGUGUUCGACGAUAGCAUGCAGCGCCGCCUACAUGACCGCUUGUUAUACAUAACCUCUUCACAGAAUUGGGAAGCCAUCGGGCCACACUACUGGAUCAAACAAUGUAUUGAACUUCUACUAGUUACAGCAAGCCCCGAUGUCAAAAUACAGAUGUCGCAUGAGUCGUCCAUCUUGCCAUCGAUCACAUCCGUGUUGAACCACGUAGAUGCCCGAAAACGUGAGCAAUUCUACGCGAAUAUCCAAGCAACGUCAGAGUUGCUAUUCUCACAAACAUCUAUGGAUGGUGAGGUUAAAGAAGAAGUCGUUGAUUUGAAUCAUGAUUUAAAUAAUGAUGACGCCAUGCAGACUGAGGAUAACCCGGGUAGUCGUAUGGAAUACGUCAUGGGAUUAGUCUCGAAACAUUAUGAUUUCAUCGAAAUGUCACGCAAUACCACUUCGUAUAGGUUCCUCGUCGCGGCUGCGCAGUUGUGUCACAUGGACACAUCACUCGCUGAGCAAGUAUGGUUGUCUAUGUUCCCGAAAUUCUGGAGUGUAUUAGAUGAGCAACAACGCCAAGAAAUCCAACCUUUCAUCGCUUCCGGCGCGCAUAUUAUACAAAAAGACUCACAUCCAAGCGCGAUUAAUACUUUCAUUGAGAGUUUAUCACGAUGCAAGCCGCCAUUACAAUUACCAUCACCGCUGAUCAAAUAUCUCGCGAAAAGUCAUAAUUUAUGGCAUAGAAUGGUCCUAACCUUAGAGCAAAUGGCGUCGGACCCCAGCAUGAAACUUCCUGCGAAUCUAUAUGAUUUCGAAAUGGAGGUUAACCCAAAACGUGAAAUAUUAGAUAAUUUAGGUGAAUUAUAUUCACUGUUAUGUGAAGAGGAUAUGUGGGCUGGUUUAUGGCAACAACACGCGCAUUACAAAGAAACAAACAUCGCUAUUGCCUACGAACAACAUGGAUUCUUCGAACAAGCACAAACAGCGUUUGAAAACGCAAUGGCGCGGCACAAACAAGACAGCAUCAUGGGUCCGAUGCCCAGUGACAUACAACGCGAGGUCCUCUUGUGGAAUAACCACUGGAUCCGAUGCACAAAAGAACUCAAACAAUGGAACUUUUUAUUCGACUACGCGAAAAACGGUGUAUAUGACCCUUAUCUGAUUCUUGAAGGAACAUGGCGGACACAAAACUGGGAAACAGCCAAAGACGCCAUUUCUAAAUUAGAUCAUUCAUGUCCCAAGGAAUUACAAUGGAAAGUAACAUUAUAUAAUGGUUAUCUUUGGGUAUGCAACACAGAAGACAAGCAACAGUUGAAAAAUGCCGAGAGGUACGUAGAGAUGGCGUCACAGAUGUGUCUACAAGAAUGGCGUCGAUUACCACAUAUAGUCAGCCAUAUACAUUUACCAUACCUACAAGCAGCUCAACAAAUCAUGGAGUUACAGGAAGCCUUUCAAAUCAGGAAAGGAUUACAACAGGGGCAUCAGAACAGUCUGCAUGAUAUGAAAGCCAUUGUGAAAACAUGGCGGAACCGGUUACCUGUCAUCGCGGAUGAUCUAAGCCAUUGGAAUGACAUCUUCAACUGGCGUGAACAUCACUAUAAAUUCAUUAUAAAACAUUAUGAGAAGAUAGAUCCAAGCACACAUCAUCCGAAUUCCAUGCUUGGGGUGCAUGCAAGCGCGCAGAGUUUGAUACACUUUGGUAAAAUCGCCAGAAAACAUAAAUUACCAAAUGUCUGCUUGGAAUCUUUGAAUUUAAUCUAUAAUAUACCAUCGGUGCCUGUUGUGGAUUGUUUCCAGAAGAUCCGACAACAGAUUAAGUGUUAUCUACAGCAAGGGUCUAUUUCUGGUAAGAAUGAGUAUCAGGAGGGUUUGGAUACAUUAAACAAAGCGAAUGUGAAGUAUUUCACUAAAGAAAUGAACGCGGAGUUUUACGCUUUAAAAGGUUUAUUGUAUCAUUUAUCAGGAAAGUCUGAUGAAGCUAACAAAGCAUUCUCAGCUGGUCUACAACUGCAUGAUGUAUCCAUAAAAGCAUGGGGAUUGUACGGUGAUUAUUUAGAAUCUGUAUUCACACGUGAUCCUAGACAGAUUUCCUAUGGUGUGAAUGCUAUUGCUUGCUUUUUACACGCGUGUAGACAUCAGAAUGAGUCUAAAGCACGUAAACACCUCGCGAAAGUCUUGUGGUUGUUGAGUUAUGACGAUGAAGAGAAUACGUUGAUGCUGGCGUUGGAUAAAUACGCCGCUGGUGUGCCGCCAUUGUUAUGGCUGCCAUGGACACCGCAGCUACUCAACUGUCUGGUACUAUCCGAUGGCAACGCCAUCUUGAAUCUAUUCUUACUCAUAGGUAAAACAUUCCCACAAGCUGUUUACUUUCCAAUUAGGACUUUAUAUCUUACACUGAGGACUGCAACAGCAAGAAAAACAAAUGCUAAUCAAGUUGUGAGUAACCCCGAAGAUGCUAGUGAUCAAAACAGUCAGAAUCAAAACUCACAAACACAGCAAAACGUCGAGAGUACGAUUAAAGCCUCACCGCCGAUGGUGAGGUGUUCAAGAAUCAUGAAAAUGCAGCGGGAUAUACACACGACUGUGCUGAGUAGUCUGGAAGGUAUUGCUGAUCAGAUGGAGUGGUUCAGAGAGAAUUGGCAUGAGGAAGUUGUGAGACAAUUACGGCAGGGUUUAGCGAAGUGUUAUGCUAUAGCGUUUGAGAAUCGUGAGAAUGUCAACGAGGCGAAAAUCACACCGCAUAUUUUGAGUUUUGUGAAGAAAUUAGUCUCUACCUUCGGGAUUGGUGUGGAAAACAUUGGGAAUUCCACGAAUGCAGGGUCUAAUAGUACAGCUUCUGAGAGUUUAGCACGCAGAGCGCAAGCAACUUACCAGGAUCCUGUUUUUAAGGAAAUGAAGUUAGAGUUUACAAAAGAUUUCGAUUUUAAUCAGUCUAGUGCGCUGCGCCUGCGUACUUUGAUUUUUAAAUUGAAGAAAUGGAUAAAAAUCUUGGAAAAUCGAUCGAAGAUGUUUAAUCAAUCGUUUUUAAUCGAAGAAAAAUGUCGGUUCCUAUCGAAUUUCACGCUGAAAACAGCCGAAGUGGAACUUCCUGGAGAGUUUCUCUUACCAAAACACACACAUUACUACGUUCGUAUAACUCGUUUCAUGCCCCGAGUGGAUAUCGUGCAGAAACACAACACAGCCGCGCGUAGAUUAUACAUCCGCGGCCAUAAUGGUAAAAUCUACCCGUAUUUAGUCGUGAAUGACUCGGGAUUGGUCGAUGCGCGACGCGUCGAGCGUGUGUUGCAACUUCUACGCAUGCUCAAUCAUUACUUGGGCAAACAAAAAGAAACAUCACGACGUUUCCUACAUUAUACAGUCCCUAAAGUAGUUGUAGUCUCACAACAAAUAAGAUUAGUAGAAGAUAACGUUGCUUCUGUGUCUUUACUGGAUAUUUACAAAAAAGGAUGCGCGAAGAUUUUGAAUAUCGAGCAUGACGCACCGAUUAAUAUGUAUUACGAACGCCUGGCGAUUGUACAAUCACGCGGAAUCAAAGCUUCACAUCAAGUAUAUCGAGAUAUAUUGAAAACUAUACAAACCAAUAUGGUGCCGAAGAGUUUAUUCAAACAAUGGGCGGUUGGUACGUUCCCCUCAGCGACUGAUUACUGGCAGUUUCGAAAGAUGUUCACACUGCAGUUGGCGUUGGCUUGUUUCGCUGAAUACGUACUGCAUUUAACACGUUUGAAUCCGGAUAUGAUGUAUUUGCAUCAGGAUUCCGGGUUGAUGAAUGUUUCUUACUUUAAAUUCGAUGUGGAUGAUAGCACAGGGGAGUUGGACACGACGCGUCCGGUCCCGUUCCGAUUAACGCCGAAUAUCUACGAGUAUGUGAGUACGAUUGGUGUGAAUGGUCCGUUGACAGCUGCGAUGAUUGCGGCUGCGCGGUGUUUUGCCUAUCCGAACUUCAAGGUGACGGCCAUCUUGAAGCCUAUUCUGAAGGAUGAGAUGGUGUUGUCGAGGAUUAAGAAGCCCGAGGAUGGCGAUGGGUCUGCGAAGGAUGAUAAGCUGACGGAUAAUGAGCAGUUGAUUAAUAUGGUGAAUAAGGCGGUGGCGGCCAUUUCGGGGCGGUUGACGAGUCUGGCGCAUUUUGAUGGUAUUGACAGCAAGGUGAGUCAGUUGGUGGCUGCAGCGAAUAAUCAUGAUAAUCUGUGUCGAAUGGACCCGGCGUGGCAUCCGUGGUUGUAAUUUAGUUUAUUUUUUAAUAUUUUGAUGUCGUUUGAUGCGUUUAUGGUAGUUUUUGUAUUGAUUUGAGUUCAAUGGAUACUUACUUAAUAAUACGAUUUAUGCAUAGUGUAAUGCUUUUUAUUGAUUUAUUCAUAAAAAAAUUAAGCAAAUAAAUUAGAUUUUUGUAUGAAAA